AAAAGGGAUAUAACGAAAUUAUUGAUCAGAUAGAAGAUGAAGCAUUACAAGAGUCAGGUUGGUCAUUUGUUAGAGCAGAAGAGGUAUUUCUUGAGAUAAGUGCAUUCAGACCAUUACAUGGUAGUAGUUGGCUAUCUCUCCAGAAGAUUUAA
Paraglomus brasilianum is the source of this 152-nucleotide messenger RNA. The record is from the annotation of a GenBank genome assembly. NCBI's taxonomy places the organism in Eukaryota, Fungi, Glomeromycota, Glomeromycetes, Paraglomerales, Paraglomeraceae.